AUGGCAGUGCGUCGCAUAGUAUUGUUUGGAGGACAAGGUUCCCGCUCAAUCUUUUCACCCAGCGCCGCCAAUACUGCAGAACAGGACGCCCAGGUUGCCACGACCAGCAGCAUAUUGCUUUCAAAAUGCCAUGCCGCCUUUUUAGAAGAGAUCUCGAGUCUGGAUGUUGAAUCUCGUCGAACAUUGGCCAUUGACCCAGUCUCAUUUACAAAACCCGUCGAUUUACUUCGAACUGGAGAGGAACAUCAUGCAAACCCAGUACUACAAGCGACUACCAUUUAUCUUUGUCAGAUACUGAGAUAUCUGUCAGAUAUUCUGCAGCAAGAUGAUACCUUUGAGAAAUGCUUCGAAGGAAUUGAAACUACAGCUGGCUUUUCUUCAGGCAUCAUUCCAGCUGCAGUCGUUGCGGGCUCGUCAACCACAGACCAGUUUGUCGCAUGUGCUGUUGAGGGAUUUCGCCUUGCAUUUUGGGUUGCCUAUCACAGUUAUCGCUGGACUCAUUUACAUGCGGGUUACGAUAACGAGAAUGUCAUCCCGGAAGCUACAAUGUCACUUGCGACUAGGGGAUUGACCAAAGAGCAGGUUGAACAAAUCCUCAAGAGAGUUGAAGCUGAGCAUGGCUUGCAGCGGAUGGCGAUUUCAUCUAUAGCAACUUCUGGUUCAGUAUCCAUCUCUGGCCCCCAGGCUGAAUUGGUCACCUUGCAAGAGGAACUGCAGCUUCUAUCUGAUGUAACAUCAACAUUCGCGUAUGUUCAUGGAUGGUAUCAUGGUGGAGAGCAUCUUGAGCCUGUGGUUGAACAAGUUGAAGAGACUGUCACCCGGCGUUCAAUUUGUUUCCCAUUUUGUCAAGAAUCUUUAAGGCCCAUUUACUCAACAUUAGAUGGUACAAGUUUCAAUUUUUCUGGGAGCUCACCGGAUGGAUUGGUAUUGUGGCUCACCCGUCACCUUCUCAUCCAUUGUGUAAAUUGGAGAGACACAAGCCAAGCCAUCGUUGCCGAUAUUCGACGCAUUCUGCAGCCAAGCCAAGCGACGGCCGUUGAUAUCAUGUCGUUUGGACCUGCCUCAUCCUCAAUCUUUCCAAUAAUGGAAUCACAAAAUCCCCGGAUCCAGUGCAUAGACAUGUCAUCAUUUAAGGCCAACAAAGGAUCUACAGCACAUCCUUCGGGCCGCCCUGAUGAUAUCGCAAUCGUGGGGAUGAGCGUGAAACUACCCAAAGGUCAAGGUGCCGCCCAGUUGUGGGAUACUCUCUCUUCCGGUCUCAAUGCGGUGCAAGAGAUACCAGAAUGUAGAUUUAAGCUUUCCGACUAUUAUACGACCGAGAAGGAUAAGCCAAGAUCCAUGGCUACCAGAUAUGGAGCAUUUCUAGAUGACCCUUUUAGUUUCGACAAUGGCUUUUUUAACAUUUCUCCACGCGAAGCCAAGUCGAUGGACCCCCAGCAGAGGAUCCUCCUCCAUGCUGCCCAGGAGGCCCUCGAAGACGCUGGAUACGUGGCGGACUCGACACCUUCAUCUCAGAGGGCAACGACGGGUUGCUACAUUGGAUUAGCCACUGGUGACUAUACCGAUAACCUGUGCGAUGAUAUCGAUACCUUCUAUCCCUCGGGUACUUUGAGAGCAUUUCACAGCGGCAGAAUAUCCUACUUCUACCGACUAAGUGGUCCAUCUGUCGUAACUGAUACGGCAUGUUCUUCUUCUACAGUUUCUAUUUACCAGGCUUGCCGAGCCAUACAGAAUGGAGAUUGUACAACAGCUGUAGCUGGCGGAGUCAACAUUAUCACGAGUCCAGAUAUGUACCUAGGUCUAUCGCGAGGACACUUUUUGAGUCCAACUGGAAAUUGCAAGCCGUUUGAUGCAAGUGCCGACGGUUAUUGCCGAGCAGAGGGUUGCGUACUGUUUGUUCUCAAGCGUCUUUCUGAUGCAGUUGCGGAUGGGGAUCGCAUCCAUGGAGUCAUCAGGAACGCCCAGAUCAACCAAAGCGGCAACUCUUCCUCUAUUACACAUCCUCACAGCCCGACACAAACAGAUCUUCUUCAAACGUUACUCAAACAAGUCGACGUUGACCCUGCAUCCAUCAGCGUUGUUGAGGCACAUGGGACAGGCACACAGGCUGGUGAUGCUCGAGAAGUCGAGACACUAAAACUCGUUUUCGGCCAGUAUCACUCACCGAAGAAUCCACUGGUAGUGAGCUCUAUAAAGGGAAAUGUUGGACACUGUGAGGCAGCCUCAGGUGCAGCUGGUCUAGCCAAAUUGUUGCUUAUGUUGAGGAAUAACGAGAUUCCGAGACAAGGAGGACUGGAGAAUAUGAACCCGGCACUGGGAGACCUUCAAAGUUCUGGAUUAGUGGUUCCAAGACGCAAUAUACCUUGGAACAAAUCCCGAAGUGGACCUAGACGAGCAAUCCUCAAUAACUUUGGGGCUGCUGGCUCUAAUGCAUCACUUCUUCUGGAAGAGUGGCUUGAGUCCCCUGCGAACAACAGUAGGAGAAACGGGGAGGAUAAACGUUCUUCGUACGUUUUUAACAUCUCUGCUAAAUCUAACAAGGCUUUGCUGUUGUCUGUAGGUCGUCAUAUUGAGACUCUGAAGAAACAAAUGGAGCGUGGCCCAUCACUGGAGGAUAUUUGUUAUACCGCGACUGCUCGCCGCCAGCAAUACGACCAUCGGGUUUCUGUUACGUGCAGCUCCAAAACCGAGCUGAUCUCCAAGCUAGAGCAGCACCAAGCGACGGUAUCAAAAGCCACACUGCAAGCGUCUUCGACAGUUUUCGUUUUUACUGGGCAGGGUGGUAUUUACAGUGGUAUGGGACGAGAACUGAUGUACACAUAUCCUCCCUUUCGCGACGUUAUCAAAUCUUGCGACCGCAUAGUUCAAGGCCUUGGGCUUGAAUGUCCUAGCAUUUUGAAUUACAUACUUCCUGGGACCGAGGAUGAGUUGGCAUCAUUGUCCCACAUUGAACACCUCAUGGUGUCGCAGUGCGCCUGCGUUGCGCUAGAGUAUGCUCUAGCCAAGACGUUCAUCUCUUGGGGUAUCAAGCCGGACCAUGUAAUUGGUCACAGCCUUGGAGAGUACGCUGCUCUGUGUAUCUCUGGUGUCUUGACUCCAGACGACACAUUCCGCCUCGUUGCAACACGAGCAAAGCUGAUGGGUGAGCAUUGUGCUGCAAACCUAUCGGGCAUGCUUGCUUGUCACGCAAGUUCUAAAGAACUACAUACUCUUCUCUCAGAGGAUUCGUCUUUUAACCAGUUAAGCAUCGCAUGUAUUAAUGGUCCCCGAGACUGCGUUGUUGGUGGUCCGCUCACUCAGCUCGAGGUCCUUCAGACACGGUGUAAAACUUGCAAUAUCAGGUCCAAGCUAAUAGAUGUACCCUACGCUUUUCACACUUCAGCCAUGGACCCAGUCAUAGAUCUUCUUUCGUCAUUAGAAGGAUCUAUCAAAUUCCAAGACGCCACGAUUCCCGUUAUCUCAAAUGUCGAUGGUGGACUAUUUUGCAAAGACACUGCAGGGAAUUAUUUCUCAAAACACACACGCCAGCCAGUUCGAUUCCACGAUGGUGUCAUGAAUCUCCAAGAUCUGAUGGGUCAGUCUUCGAUAGAUAACUCUCUUUUUAUCGAGAUUGGUCCGCAUCCUGCGCUGCUGCCUAUGUUGCGAGACUCAGUCUCUUCUACCUCUUGCACGUAUCUAAGCACACUACAUAAAGGACGAGACGCGUGGACGUCCCUUUCUCAGACAUUGUCCACUUUGGCCUUACGCAAAAUGUCAAUCAAUUGGCGGGAGGUAUUUGUUGGCACUUCUGCUCAAGUCACAGACUUGCCUGGCCAUCCUUUGGAAGGUACCAAGUUCCUUAUCCCUUUCAAAGAACCUACAGGCAUCGCUGGCCUUGGAGAUGUGCCAGCGGCCGAUUCGUCACCACGUGUUAGAACUGGGCAUCUCCUUCUACCAUGGAUCAGAACGGACACGAAAUCCUUAGGAGAGCACAUCUUCGAGACAGACAUGACGAUUCUAGGCCCAUUAAUCAGUGGUCAUGAUGUUGGUGGUACACCUAUUUGUCCCGCAUCUGUCUUUCACGAGAUGGCACUUGAAGCUGCGAGCACGAUAUUGGAAUCUGGAAAGUACGAAUCCUUAGUCGUGACUGGAAUGAACUUUUCCAGUCCGCUGAUUUAUCUUCCUUCAUCCACGUCUGGAACGACGGUACGUGUGUACAUAUCGAAACAGAGCACAGCUUCUUCGCAGACUUUAAGCUUCCAUGUGAAGUCUUCCCUGGACACAUCGUCUGCAGAGUCUUUGCAUUGUUCCGGAUAUGUAAGCCUACAAAGCUUGGAUAGGAAACCAGGGCAGUGGACAAAAGACCAUGCUUUGGUUACCAGACAAACUCAGCUGUUCUCCGGUGCUGGAAAGAACCUACUGAGUACUUUCCGAACAGGGGUCCUGUAUGAGAACAUCUUUACCCGAGUUGUGCGAUACUCUCCAGAGUAUCAGACUUUGCAGUUCUUGGACGUGGUAGACUCAAACCUCGAAGGUAUGGGUUCGUUCAAAGUGCCAUCCAACGGUGGCGACGACUCAGAAAAAGGCUAUAUCGCUCAUCCUGUCUUUACUGACACGUUGUUGCAUGCGGCUGGCUUCAUUGCCAAUCUCGCAAUUGGCUCGAAGGAGAUUGGUAUUUGUUCUGCUGUGGAGUCCAUUGAAGUUGCUUACCAUAAACUCAUCUACCGAGAUACCUUCAGGAUCUACUGUAGUCUUCUAGAAAUGAAAGGAGCAAUCCUUGCUGACUCCUUCGCUCUUGACAGCUCUGGUUGCAUUGUAGCGGUGAUACGGGGGAUGGAGUUCAAGAAACUACAGCUUUCGACAUUCCAGCAAUCUCUAUCUCGCAAUACUACUGUCUCAAAGCCCGAGAGAUCAGAACUUCAUCAUCGAGCCACCAACCCAACCAGUUUACGACUGCAGAAUUCUACGACUGAGCCUGAGCAAUUGUUUAUCGAUGACACAGUGGACCCGAGUACUGGUCCAGGCGAAAGAGGUAUAAGUAAGACGCUCAAAGAUAUCGUUGUGGAAGUUGGGGGCUUUUCGGAACAAGACAUCGAUUACGCCAUGUCCUUGGCAGAUUUGGGAAUAGAUUCCUUGAUGCAGAUCGAAAUUGUCUCCAAGAUCUCUCGUUUGUUCCCUGGACAAACCGGUCUCAACCACCAUGCUCUAUCUGAGUGCGAAACUCUAGGAGAGUUGGAUGACAUACUCUCAUCAGUCCUUCAACCCUCGUUCAAGCAAUGCUCAGUUUCCGAAACAUCGUCCCCUCGUCAAACUGGCAUCGUCACACCAGCGUCUUCAGAUUCUUCAGUCAAUGAUGGAAGCGUUCAUAGGUUUGAGGUGCUCCCUGUCGUUCUUCAUACUUCGGAAGAGGCACGUACCCCUCUUUGUCUCUUUCAUGAUGGGAGUGGGCAAAUUAGUAUGUAUAAGCGUCUUCGGGGUCAUGACAGGACCACAUAUGCUUUUUUCGAUCCCAAAUUCCGAGGCUUUAGUAAGGACCGCUCCUUUUAUUCCAGUAUCGAAGAAAUGGCCGAGGACUACGUUUCAAGGAUUCUGACCACACGCCAACCCAUUUCUUCUUUGAUACUAUGUGGCUGGUCAUUUGGAGGCGUUGUAGCCUUUGAGGCAGCCCGGCUACUCUCUAUGCGUGGUGUCGACGUGAAAGGGCUCGUGCUGAUCGAUUCGCCCAGUCCCGUCAACCACGAGCCUCUUCCCGCCGAGAUCAUUUCAAGCAUAACCAGGUCCACAGGUCGACCCGGAAGCACGAGUGCUCUGGAAGAAGAGUUCCUAUCCAAUGCAUCUCUCUUGGGUCGUUAUAUCCCCGAAGGGAUUUCUUCAAGUAUUUCAAAGACUCUGAAAACAGUUAUACUUCAGGGUCAGGAUACACUAGACACCGAGACACUUUGCGGAGUUCGUUAUGGCUGGCUUAAUCGGCAGGAAGUGAGAGAUGCUGCGAUCGAGGAAUGGGAACAAAUAGUCGGCGGACCUGUCAAGGUCCUUUUGAUUGAGGGAAACCAUUUUGAGCCGUUCAUGGACGACAAGAUAUCUCAAACAGCCUCACAGCUUUGGAAGGCUUGCCAGUACAUCGACAAGGAUGAAGAAGAGUGA
Molecule: messenger RNA, 6123 nt
Organism: Fusarium poae
Lineage: Eukaryota; Fungi; Ascomycota; Sordariomycetes; Hypocreales; Nectriaceae
Exons: 6
Coding region: 1-6123 (2040 amino acids)
Biological process (GO): secondary metabolite biosynthetic process; fatty acid biosynthetic process
Cellular component (GO): fatty acid synthase complex
Molecular function (GO): 3-oxoacyl-[acyl-carrier-protein] synthase activity; fatty acid synthase activity
Source: RefSeq, a predicted model, not a curated record